ACGUAGCCUACAGUUGAACUGAAGGAAUACGCUCAUAGAUGUUUAAGCUCUGCCCGACAACACACUUUUCCACUGCUUCGAAAUACGAAACUCAACUUCCGGGUUGAAGUCGACGCGCAGAAGAGGACAUCCGAAAGCCGUCAUAUCCAAUCAUAUGGGCAUUUUGCAGCUGUUGUAUGAUUAUUGCUGACAUCGACUGUAAAUUGCGAAGUUGGGGAUAUAACGGAGCGAAUUUUUCGCAGCCACGGCCCAUGAAAGCCCUUCUGCAGUGCACUGAAUGAUGACAACAGCUUCCAACGUUUUCCAAGGCACAUGAAGACUUGCCCAUUGGUGGAGCUAGCAUCAUACAGCUUGCUAGUUGGCUAUUUUAAUUUCAUUUCGACAGUGCAGUGCAGCCGCCAUUGUUGUUAGUUACACAUUUUGGUGUAACUAACUAUCGGGGUUUUUGUUUUAAUAUCUGGGCCUAUCUUGUAUUUGUAUGUGUGGUGGUCUGUUAUUAGCAUUUAGCACGCAAGGUCCACUGUAAAACAAGGCAAUACAAGCCCAAAUAACUAGCUAGCUAAGUCAGCUAGCAUUAUUGCAGCUAUUAGGCUAAAUCUGACAGGUAAACAAAAGAAGACUGCUUACACGAAACUGUACACAGUCGCGAGGCGUGUGUACCUUUGCAUUUGUUGAACCAGUCCCUUGAGGGGGAACAAAAGUCAUGUCUCACGGAAAACGAAAAGAGAUCUACAAAUACGAGGCACCAUGGACUGUGUACGCGAUGAAUUGGAGCGUUCGGCCCGACAAGCGCUUCCGUCUGGCUCUUGGCAGCUUCGUGGAAGAAUACAAUAAUAAGGUUCAGCUGGUGGGUCUGGAGGAGGAAAGCUCAGAGUUUGUGUGUCGGAACACCUUUGACCACCCGUACCCCACAACUAAAAUCAUGUGGAUCCCAGACACCAAAGGGGUGUAUCCCGAUUUAUUGGCCACAAGUGGGGACUAUCUCCGUAUCUGGAGGGUGGGAGAGACAGACACGCGGCUGGAGUGCCUCCUAAACAACAACAAAAACUCUGACUUUUGUGCCCCCCUCACCUCUUUCGACUGGAACGAAGUUGACCCAAAUCUUUUGGGCACGUCCAGCAUAGAUACCACCUGUACCAUCUGGGGGCUGGAGACAGGACAGGUCUUGGGUCGGGUCAACUUGGUUUCGGGCCACGUCAAAACACAGCUCAUCGCUCAUGACAAAGAGGUUUAUGACAUUGCAUUCAGCCGGGCGGGUGGAGGUCGGGACAUGUUUGCGUCGGUGGGGGCAGAUGGCUCGGUGCGCAUGUUCGACCUGCGCCACCUGGAGCACAGCACCAUCAUCUACGAGGACCCCCAGCACCACCCGCUGCUGCGCCUCUGCUGGAACAAGCAGGACCCCAACUACCUGGCUACCAUGGCUAUGGACGGCAUGGAGGUGGUGAUUUUGGACGUGCGAGUGCCCUGCACUCCAGUGGCUAGGCUGAAUAAUCACCGGGCGUGUGUGAACGGCAUUGCCUGGGCCCCCCACUCCUCCUGCCACAUCUGCACAGCAGCGGACGAUCACCAGGCGCUGAUCUGGGACAUCCAGCAGAUGCCGCGCGCCAUCGAGGACCCCAUCCUGGCCUACACGGCCGAGGGCGAGAUCAACAACGUACAGUGGGCCUCCACCCAGCCCGACUGGAUCUCCAUCUGCUACAACAACUGCCUGGAGAUCCUGCGCGUCUGAGAGCCUGAAUGUCUGAGCCUGGCAACAGAGAUGCGGGAGGACUCUUAUUCACUUUCAUACACACACCACACAAACACACAGACACUUACAUUCACUCACUCACUCUCUCCAUUUCUUUAUCUGUCCUAUUUCUCUCAUAAACUUCUGUCUCUUCUCUCUCCUGCUCUGUCACUCUUUGACAGCCCUUUCACAAUCUUUGCUGUUGUGAUCUUCAGGUUGGUCUUUCCAGUCUUUUCCUAUCCAUCUGGUCUAUUCAAUCUCUCUCUCUCUCUCUCUCUCUCUCUCGUGUUCCAUAUCUCUGUCUGCCCUGUUGUAUUAUUCAUCCCAUUGUACAUGGUCAUGGACGUAGACAUGAGCUCCCCUCCAAAAUUUGGAAAGGACCUGCGGGCGCCAUGUUUUCAGUAUUUAUAAAGCUUGACACUGAUACAGAUGUUUUUCAUCAUGGCGUCGUGGUGCUGUUUGAUAAUGUAGUAGUAGAUCAUCUGGAUUUGAAGUGCUUUCAGUACGAGUUCAUCUCUCGAGUGGCUUUGUACAGCUUUACUGCUUAUUUGUAAUGUUCACAAAAAAUGUACUCUUGCAGGUUAGGUCUUUUGUUUUUUCGUUUGUUUGAAGUUUUUGUGUUUUUUAUUUCUUUGUAUUUGAUGUGCUAUUUUUUUUAGUUAUGUUUGGGGAAUUUUGAUGCAUUUCUGGUUUAUUAUUGACAUGUGGGUCAUUUGAAGGACUUCAACAACCCCCUUCCUUCUAAGGCCGAAGUGACUAGCCAUGAUAAAGGCAUUUGAAGAAGCUGCGGCACAACCAGCUGGUCUGAGAUCAGCUGCAUGUUUUAUUGGUGUGUUUUUGUGUUUGUUAUCAUUAUUAUUUCUAAAGUAGAUAUUUUCCUUUUGUGUCAAGACGAUACAGGAUGUGAAUUGAGACUAUUUAACGUUGUCUACGCGAGUCUGAAGUCAGUCAGGAAGGACACCACACAGAGAGAGGGGAGUUUUUCAGCCAACCAACACCAACACACAAGACAGAGAAACGCUGCCGCCCUCCUCUGAUCACAGCGGGUCUUGCCGUCAGAGACUUGGUCUUCACUUGGAACCGUCCUGCCUGUUCCCCCCCGUCUGGAAAACUAAAGCAACUAUUGUGCAGUGAUCGAGUUGAUUACUGUGUGUGUGUGUGUGUGUGUGUGUGAUAGAGAGUGUGAGUUUGUGUGAGAGAGAGAGAGAGAGAGAGAGGGCGAGAAAGGGUUGGAGAUGUGUGUGCCCAUAAACAGUGUUUAUUGUAUUUCUGAAAUGAGUCUAAAAACUCAAUGAACAGGAUCUUCUUCACUGAGUGUAACUAUAACAAAACAAUACUAAUAUUAAUCUUGUACUUUCCUUACACAUUGUGAUCCCUGGUUGCAGCUGAUCCUAGAAUGGAUGGAACUGGUCUAGAACCAGCUGCUUUCGGGCUUGUGUCAGAAUUUGUCACUGGGAUGUUCUGGGUCACAUUGAUCCACUUCUGGAAGGGGGUUAAAGUACGAAGCGAGUUUAGCGGAAGGUUGAGCCUCAAGCCAGAGGUUUAUUCAAAUUUGGCAAAAAUUUGUGGCAAACUUGUUUUCUUUAACCAUUUAAAUGUGAAUGUUUUGUGUAAGCUUUUUGUAAGUUAUUCACUGUAAACAGAAAGUGCAUGCAACAAUGCAAUAGCCACAAAUGUUCACCUUGUGUUUGCUGGACUUGAACACACCUCUAGCGUUAGACUCAACAUAUACCACUAAUCUCUUUUCACAGAAUACCCUCUAUUCCACUGUGUCUAGGCAGCCAUUUUGUUUUCUGUCAAGUUUGUUUGUUUGUUUUUCUAUGAUAUUCAGAACCAAACAGUAGCAUCUGUGAUUUGGGAAGACAUGAAAAAAUAGACAUCGCAAAUAUCCCCCAAUAUGUUAAUGUAGUUCCUGUCUACAUGUAAACUAGUAAUAAAUUAGAUGAUGAAAAUAAAUAUAUAAGCUCUAAAA
Alosa sapidissima (American shad) is the source of this 3701-nucleotide messenger RNA. Its product is annotated as DDB1- and CUL4-associated factor 7-like. NCBI's taxonomy places the organism in Eukaryota, Metazoa, Chordata, Actinopteri, Clupeiformes, Clupeidae. The coding region runs from base 704 to 1729 and encodes 341 amino acids. The transcript has 7 exons. Gene Ontology annotation, cellular component: nucleus. Gene Ontology annotation, molecular function: protein binding. The record is from RefSeq and is a predicted model, not a curated record.